This is a messenger RNA of Spirometra erinaceieuropaei, 4621 nucleotides long. NCBI's taxonomy places the organism in Eukaryota, Metazoa, Platyhelminthes, Cestoda, Diphyllobothriidea, Diphyllobothriidae. The record is from the annotation of a GenBank genome assembly.
AUGUUGGACCGCCGCUUUCGAGAGCUACCAGCAGCUUGCAAGCACUUUUUCGAUGAUAUUAGGGUGAGAAUUCCUGGGUCGGCAACCGACUCAGUACGCGGAGCGCGUAGACGCAUUUCAAAACCGAAACCUGGCCUAUCUACCACAGACGGAUUUCAGGACAUUCUCUGCAAGAUUCGGUCGGUCAGUCCUGACCAGAAGCAUGUAUUCUUGUUGUCCGCCAAGUGUUGGGGACUCCCGCUCUCUCAUUUUCGACAUGUGAUCGAUCCAGAUUGUAAACAGCAGUGGCUCUAACGCAGACCCUUGUGGCACUCCGAAAUGACCGGAAACUCAGGUGACACACCGUCUUGAACGUGCACGCCGGAGUUCCUAUGAUCCUGACGACUUCUGAGUCACUUGCAUGCGUUUCAAGCUAGACCAUAAAUACAGUGCGUGACCGCGCUCAUGAAAUGUUGGUCGAAAUUCUGGAAUGCGUUUUCCAUUAGGAAAGAUUACCUAGGUGGGGUUAUAAUAUUGAUUAGUAUACGACAUAAUCUUAUAGUUUUUAGGACUCACCAGGAUUUCAGCUAUUGAAUGCACCUCUUUUCGACCUCCUGCAGAAACCACACUCGUUAAAAAAUGACUUCUUAUUUUGCAUGCAUUUUUCCUAUUGAUUUUCAGCAGUCUUAUAAAUUCAAAUAUAUUUUAUAGAAAACGUGCCCAGAAAUAUGCUUUCUUUUGCUCAUUUGGUAGGAAAUCACAUUGUCUUCAUAUUUUAUUCCCGGAGAAGAUGUAAAAAGUUUCCAAUUAUGAGAUUUUUUAGGACUGUGCGAUGUCCAUGCAUGCAAGAUCGCACAUGUCCGUCUAAUUCUCCUCAUGAAAUGGACAACACAGUCCUGAUCCAUAGCAUAAUUUCAUGAAGUCUAUGUGGUAUCCUCUUAGAGGCAUAGAGGAAUAUAUGAUUUUCCAUACGCAGAAAGCAUGCACCUUGUAGACUGAAAUUGCUAAACGCUGAUGCAAUGGCAGAUCAGGCUGAAAAUUAGUCGGGAAUUGGGAAACUUUUUUAAAACCUAUAUAUACACUUUCUUCGGGCAUAAAAUAUGAAGACAAUGUGAUUUUCUACCGAAAAAAGUAAAAGAAAGCAUAUUUUGUGCAUGCUUUCUAUAAAAUGCAUUCCAAUUUAUAAGACAGCCGAAAAUCAGUAGGAAAAAUGCAUGCUACUUAAGUAGUCAUUUUUUGCAGAGUGUGGUUUCUGCAGGAGGACGAAAAGAAGUGCAUUCAAAAGCCGACAUCCUGGAAAGUCCGAAAUGUUAUAGGGUUAUACUGCUUGAUAAUCAGUCUAACCACCCCACUUAAGUAAUCGGAAACGUAUUCCAGAAUUUCGGCCAACAUUUCAUGAGAUCGGUCACGCACUGUAUAAGGCUUCUCACUAGGUAGUCUGUGGGUAACUAAGUCGAAGGUCCCACUGAGGUCUAAGCUUUCUACUAAAGAGUUGGACAACGAGAGGGUGUAGGACACCAACUAACUUGAGGUAGCCUGUGGACCGUGUCAUACGUUGAAUGGUGGUAGUGAGAGUUUUACGGGUGGGGCAACACACAGGACGGAGAGCAAGAAGACACAAAAAUAGAUUAAUUUCUGCCGAAAGCCUUUUUCGUACGCUGUCACUUGGCAAAGAAAGUGAGUGUAAUAAUUAAAAAAAAGCAAAAAGAAGUUACUAAAAAAUAACGGACUUUGAAUAAGGCGCCGCUGGCAAGUCUACAUUUAGUCAGGAAGGGAGCGGUGACUAAUAGGUGAUGUUUACAUUCACACUGAAUUCUGGGGUAUAUUUUUGGAGUUGCCGUCUACUUGGGGGUCCUACACCCUGUCGUUGCCAAGAUUUCACGAGGUGUGACCGUGCUUUAAGGAAACCCCACUGGCUGUGGCUUACGAGUCCCCACCUGUCCAGAAACUAGCGCACACAGUUAGUAAGUCCUUCUACAGACUUUUGCACACGAGACCAGUGAGCCCAACUGGACUGUAGCCUUCAGUCAGUCACAGAGACCUUUCUUCGGGUAGAGGCCUAACUAGGGCUAGCUGCACCGAGGGCAGCGUACAGCGGACUGCGUGGAGGGGGGGGGGAAGGUAGCCAAUUCUGGGACAAGUUUCUGGCGGAGUUUCUGGGUGUAACGAGUUCAGUUCCGGGGGCCUGUUCGUGUUUGUGUGUGUGAUGGGGGUUUCUCAACUUCUGCCGACUCAACUACCAAAUUUUCCAUUUGGGAUACCUGUUCUGCAGAUGAGGGUGCACGUAUGUGUUUAGUUAUCUAGGUGGAAGACCUGACCAGGCGGGUUUCACGGAAGUGACUCUGAUGCCAGACUAUUUCCCUCUCAAAAAACGCAUAUUAACUGACAGUAACCUCGGCACAUUUAGUAUUGGUACCGAAGAUUACAAUAUAAAGUGUUUUCGGCAUCAGUGCCACAAGGAAAAGGUUGUGGUUAGUCCGACAUGUUUUCCAUCGCUUGUAGGCGGAAUCAAGACAGAUCAUUCAUGUCCAACUGUCAACGGUUGUUUGAAGGUGCAGGGGUAUCUGGAGAUCGCUGAAGCUAGCAAAUUGCGGACGUUUCCGACGGCCUGAUAUUUCAGCCGGUUUUAUUCGAGACUUGACGAGAACUGGUUGAGUCAAAAGUGGGCGAAACAAUGUUUCGCAACUGUGCCGUGGCUGGACAAGAUGAACGUGUUAGUGCAUCAGCCUAGACUAGCGCCUCUUAAUCUUGUGUAAAUUACCGCACCGGAGCCUAAACUAACACUAUACGGACUACUGCUCAGUCCCUACAACAGCGAUAUCUUAACUGGGAUUAUCCACUCAGCACUAUCACGGAUUCCAGAGUUUGAUGAAAGCAGCUCCGGAGAGGAUACGCACCGGGUCAUGAAACGGUCGCUGAUGUCCUGCGGAAGUCAGGGCAGUCGUCCCACGAUGUCGUUCCGGAUGGCGAAGGCAACGCCAGCAUCGCAUCGCUGUGCAUGUGGACAGCCGCCCCAGAGGAAGGUAUAGCCGGCACUUACCUCCUCCAGCCGACCGUGUUUAGAGAAUAUCGGGGUAAGAUGUGGUUGUGCAACCGCACCUGAUGAACACAAUCCUAUUGGGGUUAGAGGUUAGGGUUAGGGCAACUAUUUCUCAACCACUCAAAGUGCAACCGCGCAUUCCCAAUAGCAUUUCUUUUGCAUACAACUACUUGACCUCAUCGCCUGUGCGUUCCCCACCCCUACCUGUAAAAACUCCCAUUUUACCACCGGUGUGUAUUACAGGCUGCUGGGGUUUGUUUACUUCCGGUGGGGCUACAUAACGACAUCUGACCAGAAUCGGGUCUGGUUGAGAGCAACGAUGUCCACCAUGCGAGACACUUCUACUCAGUUUGGAUCCGAGCCGAGCAAUUCAUGCUUCUGUAAAACCCAGGUCAGGCGUGUGUGGCACGCGCGGACGGGGUGUUUAGCUAUGCCAAACACCGCGUCUCCUGUCUUCAUGACUCUGCCUUGACAGCGGCCUAGGUGGGUAAGGGAGGACUGGGUGUGAUAGAUGCAGAGCAAGCCUAGCAUCACUAUAAACUCAUUCACACACACAAGUCAUUUCCGUGCACCUGCUAUGCUACGAGGCACAUGAUGGACAUCUUCGUUCACGACUAUUGAACUGUCAACAUGAGCCAUGUAGACUUCUCAUGGCGGCCCAACGGAGACCUCCACAGUCAGUGAGACAAACUCGCUGCUUGGAUUGAAACAACUUGGAGAGCUUGUGUGCGGAACAGUCUGUCUAAUGAUAACGAUCCUUCCAACAGUCAGAGUUCUGCGAGACAUAGUGCGUUUGUUGAUAACUCCCAGCAAGACGGCUUGUCAGUCUGUUCCUAGGGGUUGAUAAUGUGUCGCAUGAAGGCCUGAGGAUGGACCGUGCUCUCUGGUCCAGACGAGAGAUUAGUUUAGGGUGGAGACUCCUCCUCCUCCUCCUCCUCCUCCUCCUCCUCCUCCUCCUCAUCCUCGCCCACUGCUCCAACGGCGGCCGCUCAGGCGACUGUCCCGCGCACAAUAACCGACACUACCACCACCUCCCCCGACUCCAGGGAUGAGGAUCAGGACUAUACCUGCCCUCACUGCGACCGUACCUUCACCUCACACAUCGGCCUGGUCGGUCACUUGCAAAUCCAUCGCACAGUGACUGGCGAACCAGUGCGCGAAGCACCAACCUACACCCACCGCACUCGCCUCCACUGCUCACACUGCCCUCGCACCUUCAGGCAUCGCAUGGGUCUUUUCGGCCACAUGCGCAUCCACGAGAGCGGCCUUGACCGCACUCCCGACACACCCACCACAUCCAACACAUCCACCGUGCACACCCCCACCCUCGUUCCAUCCGUCCGCGCCACCACCACCACCGCCUCCUCUGUAGCUGACACUGACGCCGCCGACUUCACCUGCCCACACUGUGCACGCACAUUCACCUCUCGCAUCGGCCUGGUCGGUCACUUGCGAAUCCAUCGCACAGAGACUGGCGAACCAGUGCCUGGAGCACCCACCUAUACCCACCAAGCUCGUCUCAACUGCCCACACUGCCCUCGCACUUUCAGGCAUCGCAUGGGCCUAUUCGGCCACAUGCGCAUCCACGACGACCUGCGGUAG